GAUUGCAAAGUGCAAGGAAAACAUACAAUUUUAAAGAAGAUAAUAAACAAUAAAACAUCGAAUAUCCAGAGACUUGAUGUAGAAUAGACUAAGACUAAGUCAUACGAUACAUCUAUCAUUCUAGAUCUAGGAUUUAGAUCUAGAUCUAGAUUCUUCAUCUAAUCUAUUCUAGAUUUAGAAAAGAAAACAAAUGGCUGUUUCUUCAUCUGACUUAUUGAAGGCUCUUCUGUUACCUGCUGGAUAAUCCUCACAAAAAUUAAAAACUAAAAAACAAUGAUGGUUUUUCUCUGGUUUGUAGGAAAUACUGGAAGAAAAAAAACCUUUUUGUUUUUAUGAUUGCUGAAAGAAUAUAUGCUAAACAUGUGUUCACAUUGAAUCCUUUUCCAUGAGAAUACAAAAUGAGACUCUACAGUUUGUCAGCGUUUAAGCUGGUCUUCAUUCUUCUGCUUGGUAUGGUCUGCCUGUCUCUGAUGGCACACCAUUACCUAUCCAAUAUGGCUAACUUUGACACCCAGCCUCCAUCACAUAAAACACGCAGGAUAGAUAGCUACGCUGAUGACCCUGACCCAAACUCUCGGUCAUUAUCAGCAUACCAGCAUGAGAUAGAAGAACUCCGGCACAUCAAAGCGUCUGUUAACAAUGAGCUCAGGGAUCUGGAAAACCGCAGGCUCAAACUUCAAUCAGAUAUCAAUGCCUAUUCCAUGAACAUUGACAGCCUUAAAGGUCAGCAUGUCAGCUUGAACAAAGAGGUGAAUCAAAUCAAGCUGGCCCUGGAGCAGUUGAAAUUUGAGCAGCAAGAGUCGAAGUCAUUUAUUCCAAACAUAAAGGCUCCUCACAGGAUACUGUUGGAUGUUGACGUCAAUGAGCAGGUCUCCAUGCCCUCAUCAUCACAGCAGUGUUACAUGGAGAACUGUUUUGAUUUCUCCAGGUGUUCUCUGGUGUCUGGUUUCCCAGUUUAUUUUUACAACUUAAAAAACUCCUUAGCAGGACAGGACCUUAUUCCUUUCUUGCGGAAGUAUGUAAGGGAGAAUGUAUAUGCGACAGAUAGUGCUGCUGCAGCCUGCAUUUUCAUUCUCAUUGUUGGAGAUACCGCAGAUGACGCAUCACCUGACCCUAAGGAGAUUGAGAGUUUUCUUCACAGGCUGCCUUAUUGGAAUGGAGAUGGACGUAACCAUAUUUUAAUUAAUUUGGCACUCAAAAUGAAAUCUUCAGAUAUUUUCAGCAAUAUUAAUCUGGGGAGAGCUAUAGUGGCUCAGUCUGCAUUUUUAGGAUCCAAAUUUAGAAAUUCAUUUGAUGUUUUAAUACCUCCAAACCUUGGGCCAUACAACAAUCAAAAUAUCUGGCAGGAUCUACCACUUUUAUCUCCUGUCCGAAGAAAGUACAUGCUGUCUUAUUGGGGUCAGUUUAUUCCUCCUGGCUCUGAUAACUUAUCUGCUAAUAAUGCAGAUGCUACGGAGGUUAAAGGUUAUGUCAAUAAUAUGUUCAUUCAUCGCAAGCCAUUGUAUGUUGUGGACACCUCCACCUCUGUUUACUCUCAUAUUGAGCAGGCCAUAAUCUCUUCCUUAAAGAGCUUCCAGUCCAGUCUUGUUAGCAACUAUUUUGUGGAUGUUAGCUGUGGUGAGCAUGGAGUUGCUGUAGGGGGCCCAGGUGAUUGGGCUUUAUGUGGCACUGAGGCUGUCCGUAAGGAAAAGAUAAUUCAGUCCACCUUCACGUUAAUUAUUUCACCCUUGAACAAUGCACUUUAUUCUACUUUAGCAUUCCAGUCUCGUGUCUAUGAAGCACUUAAACAUGGCUCUGUGCCAGUCAUACUGGGCUCACUUGGGCAGUUACCCUUCUCUGAAGUCUUGCGCUGGGACCUUGCCGCUAUUGUGCUGCCUAUGCCUCGAGUGACAGAAAUACCUUUCUAUUUACAAUCAUUCCCUGAUGAACAAAUAGCUGCUCUGCGACUUCAGGGUCGUGUCUUUUUCCAAAACUACCUCAGCUCUUUGCAGUCGAUUUUUGACACACUGCUUGCUGAAGUUAGAACUAGGCUUCAGAUUCCUGCUCACCCCAUAAGGGAUGAGCCAUCAAUAAGCGUCUUCCCUGCAUCCUUCAUUCCCUUAAAAUAUCAGGGACCCGACAUGGAGCCAGAAAGUGACGAGCUGCUGGGCCCUGUGGAAAGCCCUUUUCCUUCUGAGACUUACAGAUACAACUUUUCCCAUACUAUGCAGAUAAAUGCUUUCAAUGUAAGAGGAGACCCCUUUCAUUUAUAUCCUCACACGCCUUUUGAACCCUGGCUGCCUUCCGAAGCUAAGUUUCUUGGUUCCAAUUAUGGGUUCCGGCCAGUAGGACGAGGUGCAGGUGGUGAUGGGAAGGAGUUUGGUGAAGCACUUGGUGGUAACUCUCCCAGGGAACAGUUUACUAUUGUGAUGCUGACAUAUGACAGGGAAGUUGUACUGAUUCAAGCCUUGCACAGAUUUAAAGGUCUUCCUUUCCUCAACAAGGUUAUUGUUGUUUGGAAUGGGGAAAAUCCACCAUCUUCUGAUCUCCGCUGGCCUGAGAUUGGGGUUCCUGUUGAAGUAGUGAAAACGGGUAAAAACAGUCUAAAUAAUAGAUUUCUUCCCUUUGAUGUGAUUGAAACAGAAGCCAUUCUCAGCAUUGAUGAUGAUGCCCACCUCAGACAUGACGAAAUAGUUUUUGGCUUUAGAGUUUGGAGAGAGGAAAGGACAAGAAUUGUUGGGUUCCCUGGCCGGUUCCAUGCCUGGGAUGUCAAACACCAGUCCUGGAACUACAACUCAAACUACUCAUGUGAGUUGUCAAUGGUGCUGACCGGAGCAGCCUUCUUCCACAAGUAUUACACAUACCUGUAUAGCUACGUCAUGCCUCAAGCUAUCCGAGACAAAGUGGAUGAAUACCUGAACUGUGAAGACAUAGCCAUGAACUUUCUAGUGUCACACAUUACUAGAAAACCACCAAUCAAGGUGACCUCCAGAUGGACUUUUCGCUGUCCUGGGUGUCCAACAACACUGUCCAGCAACUCCAGCCACUUUGAAGAGAGGCACCAGUGCAUCAAUUUCUUCACUCAAGUGUAUGGCUACACCCCACUGUACUACACACAGUAUCGAGUGGACUCUGUACUUUUUAAAACCAGGAUCGCCCACGAUAAGAUGAAGUGCUUUAAGUAUAUCUAAAUCAAGGUUCAAAGACUAAGACACUAAAUCAAGGUUCAAAGACUAAGACACUAACAUCCCUAGCCACCAUGCAAGAAGCUUGUGGUGCUAUUUGUUUACUGUAGCUUGGGUUUAAGGGAUGUAAAAAAGCACCAAAGAAAUUGUUCCCUUGGAAAUUUAUGAUUAUAUAUGCUAAGAGAAAACAAAUCUCAUCCUCAAGGGACUUAGACUUCCUUAAUCUUAAAUUGUUCAAUCUUUGUAGAGAAAACUAUAUAGUAACUAAGCCAGAAACAGGACAAGUGUUAGACAUCAACAUUUAACCUGGCCUUACUUUGUUGUGGUGACUGCUGGGGAUGACAAGUUUCUCAUUCUUUCCACCCCCUCUACAUAUGCAUCAAGAGACAAGGCUGGUCCACUCCUUUUUCCUUCUGGCAACUGUCUGCAUGCUCCCUCCGUAGUAGUCAACAAUGAUCUAGAUUAUAAUCGUUUCUUCUUCUAGUUUCUAUUUAUUUAUUUUUAUUAUUAUCUUCCUUAAAACAUGAAAAGUCUUGUGUGAAUUUUUAUCAUCAAUUCAUGAAUCUCCCAUGCUCUAAAAUUGCACAAAAUCAAAUAGCCGCUUUUGAGUCAAUUGCGUUUUUUCUUUUCCUUUUUUAUGUAAAUACUGCCAUCUUUGUCACCUUAUGGUCUAAAAGUUUUUUUCAACUACAUAUGUCACUUGUAAAUUGAAUUGCUUGUGCAUGUAAGUGGAGGAGAUAUCUUUAUGCACACACACACACACAACACAACCAGAAGUUCUGUGAUAAAUGUCUUUUUGUAAUGAAAAAAGUUGUCAUGAUUUCUUCAAGCUUUUUUCUUGUAGGCAUUAAUAUAUGUAUUGGUGUUGUUGUUUUAAUGUCUAUAAUUGCUAAACAGAUUAAUGAUCUCAUGUUUUUGUUAUCAUUGUAUUGUUUGAUCUACAUUGAUGAACAUAAAUGGAGUACUGUGAGUUAGCUUGUCUUGAAAUUCAGCAAGUAGGCUUUAACAGAAUACCUAAUACUUUAAUCCAGUCUUUCAAUUCUUUUUAGAUAAUCUAACUUGAGACGGAAAUAAAAAAAAAUAAAAAAAUAGUCCCAACUUUUUUUUCACUGCUGCAGUUACAUCAUUUUCAAAUUUCAUUUCUACUGGUCUGUUUGACAGACUGUGACAAUAUGUGACCUAAGUAAACGUAUUCAGAAUGCAGUAUUAGUUUGUGUUGCCAAAAUUGUAUCCAAUAAUUUUAUGUCCUGUAAUAAAGACUUGUCUUUGAGUCUGUAAAUUAAGAAAGUUGUCAGGCUUCUAUGUUCCAUUUCUGAUUUCAUGUAGUACACCAAUGUUUGCACAUGUGUUUGUAAUAAUCAACAGCUGUAAAUGUUAACUGAUAAAAGACGCAUAUUAGAAAGACUAAAACUAUUGGAGAUUUUCAUGAUCAACUUAACAAUGUCAAAGACUUUAAAUUGAACAUCACCUUAUCUCACUUCUCCCUUAGUCUGUUGGGGCACCACACAAGAUUUGUCAACUGUCUUUCCCUAUUUUUUUCUGUUUUUUGCCUUUGGAUAGAACCUUUUUCUUUUAUGUGGUCUUCCCAUCGCUUUCUCUGUCUGCAAAGUCCACGGCAGCACUGGUAAAACUCAAAACAAUAUGGAAAGACAAAGGCAUAGCCCUCAACAUCAAGUCAGACUGAUGUGCUCCCUGGUCAUGGCCACAUUCUUAUAUGCUUGUGAGUCUUGAACGCUGACUGCAGAGCUAGAGAGUAGUAUCCUAGCAAUGGAAUUGAGAUGCUACAUAAGGAUCCUAGGUAUCACAUUUAAAGACCACAUCUCAAACAAAGAGAUUAGAGACAGGGUUAUUAGAGUGAUUGGACACUACGAUGACCCACUAACUAUUGUAAAAAAAAAUGGAAACUAAACUCUAUGGCCAUAUUACAAUUUCUUUGGGGCUUGUUCCGGGAACAGUGCAAAGAAAAAGAAGAAGAGGCAGACAGAGAAAGUGAUGAAAAUUUUAACAUCUUUGCUGCCAACUAACUUUAAAACUUCAGCUAUAUUUUGGACAACAUCCCAAGGCAUGGCAGUUGAUCUUGAAAUCACUUCUCCUUUAUUCCCACCAAUUAGUUGCUCAUUGGUUUUGAAAUAAGUUUGAAGUCAGAGUGAACGUCUGCUUCUCCCAUAAUGGAAUUGUUCUUUACUACAAACAGAAGAGCUUAGAAAACUUGAUUCUGCAGAGCUAAAAAGGGCUUAAAAAUGAUCAUUCACUAGAAAAAAAAAACACCCAGCUUAACACUUCCUUUUUUUUUGUACACCAGAUACACCAAAAGGCUGUCCAUUUCUUGUUUUUCACCAUGUAUGACAAUCUUUAAUAGAGAUAGUCAAAGCACAGGAAUGAAAGUGACAUCAAUUCAUGUUCAGUUCAGUUCAAAUUGCUAUUUAUAAUUUCAUGUAGAUUAGAUUUGUUUUGAAACGUUUUAUAAGGGUGAUUGAUAUUUUAGUUUGUCCAUGUUUAGUAAUCCUAGCUGAUUCUGUUUCUAGUAUUUUUAAUGAGCUACUAAAAUUUCAUUCCCAAGUUAGAAUCAAUUUCAUUCUGGCUUGCUUAGUUUGUUAUCAUGUGUUUGUUUUAAAUAUCAACUAAUAACCUAAACAAAACAUUGAAUAAUAUUAUUAUUCAUAGAAUCUGCUGGUUCUUGUUAUCUGCUGAUACUUUCUCACUGACAUUAGUGAGCUAUAAACAAAGGGACAUCAUUUAUUUUGUCUGUGUCCUCAUUUCACUCCCCCCAAAAAAAUGUGAAUAUUAUUUUGAAUAUCUUUAUACCACUAUCAAAGUGAUCAUUUCAAUGUAGUGUUUCUGUGUAAGUUUCAGUUCAUUGUACUUCUUUUUUUUUUUAACUUUACCAAAAAAAAAAACAACUUUUUUUUAUUGAAAUGUACAAACAAUUUUAUUUCAUGCUGUCAUUCUUGUAUCUCAUUUUGUUAUUUAAUAAGAAAGAGAUUCCUAUGAUUAUACUUAUUGACGUCUGUCAGCUUCAGCAUGUCUCCCAUUGAUUUUGAGUUGUUAAUAGACCGUUAUAUUGUUUAAUACUAUUAAUAUAUUUUUAUGACAUUUGUUACUUAAUGAAAUCUUAUUCCCUGUAUACUUGCUUAUAUUCUACCAUCCCAAUUAUGUCGAAAGUUGACAUUGGCAAAAUAAAAGUUAUUGAAAUACAGGGAGUGAGUAGCCUUGACCAGUGGGUUAUACUAUCUGGUCACUUGAGAUUUUUAUCCAUUGAAUCUACCUGCAAGUUACUGCACUUAGACCCAAUCAAGACGGUUACAUUUAAAGAUCAAAACUAUAUUGAUGUUCAUCCCCUCAAAGGUUUGAUUGAGAAUUUUUUUUAUUUGUUAUUAUUAGAUUUAUAUUUUAUCUUCAGCAUUUUGGUGGUGGCCCUGACAGUAUUUAUAGUGUGUAAGUGCAAAUGUAACAUUCUGUAUUCAUCAUAUAAUGUCAAGUGCAUCAUUAUUUUGUUUAAACAGAACAAAGCUUGGCACUUGUUCACCUUAAGAUGUGAUUCUAACUAAACAGUGGGUGAAGGCUUGAAACAUGUGACAAUCUAUAAUUCAAGUUUUCUUGCAUGACAUAAAAAAUGUAUUGUUAUAUGUAAUGCACAAUUGUCAAACAAAUUUCCUCACAGAUAAAGAUUAUUAAAAACAUCUUCAAAGAUGGUAGCUUUUUGAAACCUAAAUAUUUAAAUCUCUCCCUGGGGAUGCAUUGCAACCUGUAAUGAUUUACUCUUAUACUCUGUAUGGUCAUUUCGGUUUCUUUUUAUGUUUUAAAAUUGCCAUAACAAUCAACACUUACUUUAUGUGAAGAAAUAUUUUCAACCCAAAUAAUUUUUAUCGCAAAGUGUCCUACAUCGGAAAGGUCUGCAUUAUGUCUUUUAUUAUUAUUAUUUAUUUGGUAAUGAUACAAUGGUUUUACAUAUACAAAUGUAUUAAACUGUUAUAACAUGUUUGAAGUAAAAACUAUAUAAAAACUGAACUUGAUAUAUUGUGUUCACAUGUUGUCCAUUGACAGCUUAGAAUCAAAUAUUUUUAAAGAGAUGGUGUGUGACAGCUUAAUAGAUUAUUGAUUUGUAUUUUUAGAAAUUCUUUUCUUAGUAGUUUCGUAGGCAUUUGUAUAUCCAUGUUCGGGUUGAAUGAGAUUGGUGUAUAUAUAUUUUUAAUAACAAAAUUGUGUAUGACGCAACGAUUUCUUGUUUAGUAGAUCUCGUACAUAUAUAAUUCUCAUUUCUUAGACACUACUUACACAGUUCAUAUAUAUUUUUUUUUUAAUGUUACCCAUGCCUACAUUGUAAAAGUGACAUGAGAGAACCCUAUCUAUAUUCUUAUUUGAAAAGAUUAUUUGUUACGAUUGUAGUCAGUUUAUCCAAUGCUGUAUUUAUUUACUUUGAAAAAUAAUGUUUAUGAUGUUUAUUGGUAUAGCCUUUUAACUAUUUGUGCUUAGUUCUCUGAGCUAAGUGUCAUUGAAUGUAUCUGUGUUGAUGAAUAUGGUGCUAAGUGUUGACAAUAUUGUUAUGUACUCUUGCAAACAUAAUUUGAAAGGAAAGAAAGCUGCAGUUAUUAGGAUUCACUUUAUCCUUGCUACUAUAUAAAAGAUGGAUACCCUUAAAGAAAAGCUUCUUCUUUUAAUUUAUUAAUUGUGUACAAGUCUAUAAUUAACUUCCUGUCACUAAAAGUGUGUUUUCAUUGAUAAUACAAAAUGUUCUUAAACAAAGUGCACUUGCUUAAAAAAAAACACACUUUUCAAUUAAUAAAAAAAAAAGUAUUUAAGCAGGAUAAAGUAUAUUCAUUAUUUGAAUGUUUUUUUUAAAUCUCUUAAAUAGCCUAAAUUGUAAUGAUCCUGACAAUUAUUAAAAAUGUGAAAAUUAGUGCAUCAACAUUAUCCCCAGGUCUUGCAAAGUAUUUCCUGCAAGACAAUGACCCAAGAAGAAAAGUUAAGGAGAUAAGACAAAUAAAUUGGCAGACAAUAAAGGUUUUAAAAAACACUUGCUAUGCUUCAAAGGUCUAACACAUUGUAGCACAGGGGAAAUAGUCUUCUGUAAGUUACUUUCUAGGUAUUUGUGAUGCUACAGCCUCUUUUAAUACAAAUAAAAAAAUAUACAUGAACUGGAUUACUAGAUUCCAAGUGGACCAUUGAAAUUUCAAGCGUAAGCAAAUUUGCUUUUGUCUGAUCAAAUUUUUGAAAGGGGGGAUUAGCCAAUGUACUAUUUACAGUGACUGAAUCCAUCUUGGUGCCAUAACAAAUUAGUAAUACAUUCAAUUCCUGUUGAAGAACAUGAUCUCUGGGCUUCAGACAUUGAAAGGAAAGAUUUAAAGGGCGAACUGCUAGGAUGUUGUUGGCACAUUAAUAUUUUUUUUAUCUUAUCACUUGCCUUAUGAAACUUAAUUUUGUUUACAAUAUGUUGACUAUCAAUCAGUCUGUAUACUGUACAUUCUGUGAUGUGGACUUCCUUAUUAUGACUACUUCCAUUAUAUAAAUGUAGGCACAACAAUAUUCACAUAGUUCAUGUUCAGUGCUGUAUUUUCAUAUUUGUACACAAUUCCCUUAUUAUAUUACCAUUCUUUUAAUUACAUAUGAAUUCAUUCAGCUUCUAUGUUUAUAAAUUGAGUCAUUCACAUGACAGUUUUUGCUCUUACAAUAUUAUUAGGCAUGGAGCAGAAACAGGAUGUGUAAAUCUAGCUCAUUGUACAGUGGACACAAGUAUUCCCACUUCUGCUUAUAAUUAGGAAUCUUUUUAAACUGUGUUGUGGUCAUGCUUGAAAAGUUUGAACUAAAUUAACAGUAUUUGUUUAAACUGGAUUUCUGUUGUUGUUCUUUUACAAUGCAUAAUAUUUAAUUAGAAACUUGUGGUUGAUUUUAUUGUCUAUUAGAUUUGGACAUUAAGUAGUUCAAUUAUGUUAUAUGUCACGCGCUGAGAACAUGAUGAGUGUCAGAGCACUUAGCUGUUUUGCUUAUAGUUAUUUGGUUCAAAUCCUGAUGUUAAUUUGACUUUUACAAUCUUUUAAUCCUGAUCUUAGGAGGCUCACCAAAUCAGUUUAGCAUUAAUUGGUAUAUGAGAUAUAACAAAAGAAAAAGGACUUUGUAUUAAUCACACAUCGAAAGAAAAAGGACCUUGUAUUAAUCACAUAAUAGCCAUGUGAACCCUAGACCUCAGAAAAAUGGGGUCCUAAUGUAGAACGUUCUCUUUUGUAAUUUAACAUUUUAAAAGUAACAAGCAGCAUUUGGUAUGUUACCUUCCUUAUCCUAGCUCUCCCCCCCCACCCCAACCACUUUUUUGUGUUUAUAUAUAUAUAUACCACUCUAUGUCAGUCUGUAUACUAACUCUUGGCCUUCAGUUCUCUACUAGUUUUAUUUGUCUCUGAACUGUAAAGAAAACUGGAUUCAAGUUUUUAAUAGAGAGAGAGAAAGACAAAUUCCUUUGGAAUCAAUUUGACCCAUUUAUAUUUGCUUUGAAGAGCUAAAUGUUCUAUUAACUUUGUUGACUUUGUAUUGUUCUAUUGGAUAUGAAGGUUUAGACAUCUUUAUAUUAUGAACAUAUUAAAAUUAAUGGUUUAUAACA
Molecule: messenger RNA, 9753 nt
Organism: Biomphalaria glabrata
Lineage: Eukaryota; Metazoa; Mollusca; Gastropoda; Planorbidae
Product: exostosin-like 3
Exons: 8
Coding region: 399-3170 (923 amino acids)
Cellular component (GO): membrane
Molecular function (GO): glycosyltransferase activity
Source: RefSeq, a predicted model, not a curated record